Messenger RNA from Glycine soja, 1768 nucleotides. Its product is annotated as probable protein phosphatase 2C 34. Lineage: Eukaryota; Viridiplantae; Streptophyta; Magnoliopsida; Fabales; Fabaceae. The record is from RefSeq and is a predicted model, not a curated record. Gene Ontology annotation, molecular function: protein serine/threonine phosphatase activity. The coding region runs from base 496 to 1602 and encodes 368 amino acids. Gene Ontology annotation, biological process: protein dephosphorylation. The transcript has 6 exons.
UUUUGUUAUCUUAUGUUAUCUUAACACCAUUUCAGAUCCCAUAUAAGAAAAUGGGGCUUCAUAAUUGGAUCAGGAACUUAACCAACUGUUUUUUCCUUUUAUUUUCUUUGAUGUUUCUGUUCUGGCUUUGAAGAUUGGGGUGGAAUGGGGGGUCACAAGGUCCUGAACUUUUUCUUUCUUCCCUUUUGUUUUCAUCCAAUUCUAUAAAAUUUUGAAAAGGGACUAAGAUGGUAGUUAAAAUAGUUGCUACUACUAUAGCCUAUAGGCUUUGUUUAGAUAUAUUCCUCUUGAAAAGUUUUAGUUUUCCUCAGGUCCUAUAUGCACAAUCUCGUAAUUUAUUCUGCAAAUACCAAUAAAAUAGGUUUCUUUUACAUGAGAUGAAACAUCCAAUCCAAUCUGAGGAAAAAGCAAGAUUCUGUACUAUAUAAAAUCAAAGGAAGAAAAGAGGCCUAAUUAAGUAGCUUUCAGUUGUGGAAUCAUCAUAUUGCAGCGUUGAUGGGGCAUUUUUCAUCUGCGUUCAAUAGGUUGGCAAAGUCUUUUGCAACGAAGAAAGGGAGGAGUUCUGAUGAAUGUAAUGGAAGAGAAGCGGCGGUAGCAAUGGCAAAGGAAGCCAAAAGAAAUCACUUCAUGUUGCAUAGCUCCGGCACAGUUAAUGUUGAUGGUUCUAACAACUUUGCCUCAGUUUUCUCCAAAAAAGGCCAGAAAGGAGUCAAUCAGGAUUGCUGCAUAGUGUGGGAAGAAUUUGGAUGCCAAGAGGACAUGAUCUUCUGCGGGAUUUUUGAUGGGCAUGGGCCAUGGGGUCACUUUGUGGCCAAAAGAGUACGAAAAUCAAUGCCAACAUCUUUGCUAUGCAACUGGCAGGAGACACUUUCCCAAUCUCCACUUGAUUCAGAUGUUGAUUUUGAUGUAGAGACAGAGAAAAAACAACACCGGUUUAACAUGUGGAAGCAUUCAUACUUGAAGACUUGUGCUGCCAUUGAUCGCGAACUAGAGCAGAAUCGCAAGAUAGAUUCAUUUUACAGUGGAACAACUGCCUUGUCAAUUGUUAGACAGGGUGAACUCAUUAUCAUUGCAAACGUUGGUGACUCUCGUGCUGUGUUAGCUACAACAUCAGAUGAUGGAAGUUUGGUACCAGUUCAGCUGACAGUAGAUUUCAAGCCCAAUUUACCUCAGGAAGCAGAGAGAAUACUUGAGUCCAAUGGACGAGUUUUCUGCUUAGACGACGAGCCCGGGGUGCACAGGGUGUGGUUGCCGGAUGAGGAGUUUCCAGGACUUGCCAUGUCAAGGGCUUUUGGUGACUACUGCGUCAAAAAGUAUGGUCUUAUUUCAGUGCCUGAGGUAACACAAAGGAACAUAACCAGCAAAGACCAGUUUGUUGUGCUUGCCACUGAUGGGGUGUGGGAUGUAAUCUCCAAUCAAGAAGCGGUGGAUAUUGUAUCUUCAACACCAGACAGAACCGACUCGUCCAAACGUUUGGUGGAGUGUGCAAUGCGUGCAUGGAAACGCAAGAGGAGGGGCAUUGCAAUGGAUGAUAUUUCAGCUAUUUGUCUCUUCUUUCACUCUUCACCUUCACUUGACCAAGUUGCCACCCUAGAAGAAUAGAAACAUUUAUCAUGUAAAAUUGCCGAGUCAAGUGCAACUUGCUGCUCAAUCCAUGUAAACAUGGUCCUAUAUAUUAAGGUUGAUUCAUUAGAAGGUGUCAUGUCUCAGUCUCCUUUUUAAUUUGUUAACCUAAUCAAUGAUGCCUUACUCAUUUUUUGUUUUUUUA